This is a messenger RNA of Oncorhynchus tshawytscha (Chinook salmon), 3590 nucleotides long. It is a transcript of the gene gnrhr4, whose product is annotated as gonadotropin releasing hormone receptor 4. The transcript has 4 exons. Gene Ontology annotation, molecular function: peptide binding; gonadotropin-releasing hormone receptor activity. Gene Ontology annotation, biological process: G protein-coupled receptor signaling pathway. NCBI's taxonomy places the organism in Eukaryota, Metazoa, Chordata, Actinopteri, Salmoniformes, Salmonidae. The coding region runs from base 438 to 1712 and encodes 424 amino acids. The record is from RefSeq and is a predicted model, not a curated record. Gene Ontology annotation, cellular component: membrane.
UUAGCGCCUAUUGAUAUCUUCUGGUCGGUGAAUUUUGUUAAGAUCCCCAACGCUUUCUCUAAACGUUAACAUUGCCUGCGGUACGGUUUUGGAAACAUAAGGAAAGUAUCUUACAUAUCAGCGAUAAAUGACUUUAAAAGGUUAAAUUACUACCCACUUUAUAGGGUUAGGGUUCCAACACGGCCAUAUUUCCAUGUUACAGCACGUGUUUAUUGAAAACCAACCGAAGUCAGACGACUAACUGUGCUCAUUAAGGAUCAUGCGUCUCUGAACACCUGUGUAAACGAAGAUCGGACGGCACAAUUGUAUUGUCACAGAAAAACACUGUUGGCUGCAAAUGUGUUAAAGCCGGUACAUACAAGUGACCACAGUGUUCACAUGAACACGUUGCUGGAGAACAACCAGAGAAGAUAUUGUCACUGCCUUUCCUGUGGGAUAUGAAUGACAGCUUGAGAAUGUCACCUGAGAUCAUGAUGUUUCACCAAAUGAUGGAACAAGCCCAGAACGCCAGCUGUGAAGCACUCGCCCACAUCUGCAAUAAGAGUGCAAGUAGAGACUCACUACAGCUGCCCACCUUCUCCACAGCAGCCAAAGUCCGAGUGAUCAUUACUUUUACUCUGUGUGCCAUGUCAGCUGUCUGUAACCUCGCUGUGCUGUGGGCUGCCAAUACUAACGGCAAGCGCAAGUCUCACGUUAGGAUAUUAAUAAUUAACCUGACUGUGGCAGACCUGCUGGUGACUUUCAUAGUCAUGCCUGUUGAUGCUGUCUGGAAUAUCACAGUUCAGUGGCAGGCAGGAGACGUCGCCUGUAGGCUGCUGAUGUUCAUGAAACUUGUUGCCAUGUACUCCUGUGCUUUUGUCACAGUGGUCAUUAGCUUGGACCGCCAGUCUGCUAUCCUCAACCCACUAGCCAUCAAUGAGGCCAAGAAGAGAAGCAAAAUCAUGUUGUCUGUGGCGUGGGCGAUGAGUGUGAUUCUGUCUGUUCCCCAGAUGCUGAUAUUCCACAGCGUGACCAUCACAGUCCCAGAAAAGUUUACCCAGUGCACUACCCGGGGGAGCUUUGUCCAACACUGGCAGGAAACCAUGUAUAACAUGUUCACCUUUGCCUGUCUAUUCCUGCUGCCGCUGAUCAUCAUGAUCGUCUGUUACACACGGAUCCUGGUGGAGAUAUCCAGUCGUAUGACCCAUGGAAACAUGUCUUCUAAGGAGAUACAUCUCAGACGCUCCCACAACAACAUUCCAAAAGCACGGAUGAGGACUUUGAAAAUGAGCAUUGUUAUCGUGACUUCCUUCAUCGUCUGCUGGACCCCUUACUACCUGUUGGGACUGUGGUACUGGUUCUUCCCAGACGAUAUGGAUGAGACGGUCUCUCAUUCUUUGACUCAUAUGCUCUUUAUUUUUGGCCUCUUCAAUGCCUGUUUGGACCCAAUAACUUACGGCCUGUUCACUAUCCAUUUCCGCCAUGGCCUGAAGCGCUACUGUCAGAGUGCAGUCGUGCUCAGCCAUGAGUCAGAGAACAACACUACCCUGACCGGCUCCUUCAGGUGCUCUUCCUUCCGCAUGACACGGCUUACCCACCAAGGCCAGACCACCAACACCGGCCAGAUGGCAGAGGAGGAACAGGGCAAGAAACCUUGCCGCUAUAGCAACUACCUCACAGUUCACAGCAGUGGAGGUGACCCAUGUCCGGCCAAUCCUGAAAGCAUGAUAUGAGGGAUUAGAAUAAAUCCUACUUAAGAACAUUGUUUUACCCUCAUCUGUUGGCUGACAAUGAAUAACUUGAAUACUUUUGUGCUGUAAGAAAGCACAUUUUGCUUACAUUUGCAUUCAGCCAGACAUGAUUUUCACUUUAAGCCAUAAGACACUUAUCUGCAUAUUACUUCAAACAGUAGUACUCCCGUAGAGUGGUCUUUGGACUUGUCCUGGAAAAACAUUUUUCAUUCAAUAGAGCUGUACAGACCAAAAAUACCAGGAAAAACAAUAUAUCCAAUUUCCUCAAGAUGUGCGAAGGAGGAAGCCUAUAAAUGAAUUGCUCUUUCAUCUUGCAGGCAGAAAUUAUAUAUGCACUGUAAAAAGUGGGAUGACGCUGUUGUUCAUCUGAAGUGCUUUUACUGAUUGGAAUGAUUGAAAAUUAUGCUUUGGUUUGUUCAACCUAUUCUAUAAAAUCUGCCUGAGAAUUUUUUUUUUGAACAGAUCAAUUACGUUUUUAAAAUUGAAUGAAAGCUUCUAAAUUGCUUUCAACACUGCAUGCUCAUUGAAUAGUGGUGGGGGCAAUGUAGCAGCCGCAGCCUAUCAGAAGAGUUGGAGGCGUGACUUAUUGGGAAGUGACUUUCAGGUUGCUGUUUUUUUCCUUCCUGUGAGGGUGAAUGUCAUUCCAGUUAAUGUGGUCUACUUUAGUCACUUGUACACUGCCAGCAUAUGUAAUGAUACUUGCUUAAGAGCAUGUGAUACUGAAAACCCUGGUAAGAUUUGUAUAUGUUAAGGUAGACAAUGUUUGUUUGCAAUAUUGUAGCUAUAAAAUGUGACUCUUUAUGUAAAGAAUGGUUGGAAAGGUUUUGAACAAGCUUUUUUAUUUAUUUACAGGAAAUGUAUUUAAUUGCUUGUAACCCAGUUUGAAGAAAUGUGGAUAUGUAAUUUAAAAUAUGAAAAAUGGGCUGUAUUUAGGCUACAUGGAAUAUUAGUUUGUAUUUGUUAUUUAUUACUUUUAACCAAAGGGGACCAGUAAGUUGAGUGUUGAAAUAAAUAGGUUGAAACUUGAAAUAUAGUUUUGGUAAUAAUCAAAUAAAACAGUUGGCAUUGAAUCUACUGUAGUCGUUAUUCAAACUUAGUCUUGUACACUGCCAGCAUAUGUAAUGAUACUGGCAUAAGAGCAUGUGAUACUGGAAUUGCUUAGUUUCAUCAAAUCUAGCAUUUUUCAAUUGAGAACCUAACCCAUUUACUUGUAAAUGUUGAAGUAAUUUUUGGGGGUUGAUCGAGUCAUUUUAGACAGUGUGGACUUGGAACAAAACUGUAAAUGUAGGAAAAUUCAGUCUGACAUCUAGAUGCUCAACUUGUGGUUCAUUGUACAUAACAGCUUUUUGUGAAUUAUAUGAUCAAAUGAAUGUUGUGAUGCAGUAAAUAUUGUAAUCCAACCGUAUAGCAAAGUGUGAAUCUACCUUACAGAAAUAUGUAUAGUUUUGUUUGGUUCUUUAGUAAUGUGUUACUUAUGAAAGUUAUGUCCAGUGCCUCAGGGAAAUCGCUGCAUAGUGUAUUGCAUCGACAUCAAACUGGAGACAACCAAACUGUAAAAUGUGAUUGGUUGGUUGGCUUGUCUCUAAAAAUAUAUUGUGUGUGUGUGUUAUACUUAUGGCCACAUUCUGUACAUGUUACAGUAGAAGACAAACAGAUACAGGUACUUUAAUGUUGAAUUUACUGGGACCCAAACAUGUUGCAGAAAACACCUGAAGACGCCCUUCGUUAACUUAUAUUCGGUUGUAUGCUUUUCUCUUAAAUGUUAGCUUGUGUUCAAAGAAAUAAGUUAAGGGGAUAGCUAUAUUUGUGUGCAUGAUUGCAAUAUUUGUAUUUGUGUACAUUAUUUAAAUAAAGUUGUUC